Messenger RNA from Arachis stenosperma, 1418 nucleotides. Its product is annotated as WAT1-related protein At4g19185-like. NCBI's taxonomy places the organism in Eukaryota, Viridiplantae, Streptophyta, Magnoliopsida, Fabales, Fabaceae. The coding region runs from base 135 to 1217 and encodes 360 amino acids. The transcript is spliced from 7 exons. Gene Ontology annotation, molecular function: transmembrane transporter activity. Gene Ontology annotation, cellular component: plasma membrane. The record is from RefSeq and is a predicted model, not a curated record.
GUCAACAUCAUCAUUGCUUGAAUGCAAAAUUAGAUUCAAAAGAUACCAGAACCAAGACAAGUAGCACCGAAGUUAAAGUUGAAAACUUUCUUUCAUUUCUAGCAACCCCAUUUUGCAGUUCAAGUGUUUGUGAGAUGGCAACUGGUUCAGGAUCAAUUAUAUGGAAGACACAGUUGGCCAUGUUAAUGGCACCCCUAAUCUAUGGAGGUUACAAUGUUGUCACCAAAGUGGCACUCAAUGAUGGUGUCAACCAGCUUGUCUUCUGUGUCUUCAGGGAUCUCAUUGCCCUCUCUGUUCUUGCUCCUGUUGCUUAUUUCCAUGAAAAGCAUAUGCGACCACCCAUUACUAAGAAGCUAUUAAUGUCAUUCUUCUUGCUUGGAUCACUUGGGAUAUUUGCCAACCAGCUUCUGUUUCUUAUUGGUUUAAAGUAUACCAAUGCAACAUAUGCUGCUGCCACACAGCCAGCUAUUCCUGUCUUUACAUUUCUGUUUUCUGCAAUAAUGGGGGUAGAAAAAGUGAACUUGCUAAGAUAUGAAGGGUGGGCAAAGGUUGGAGGGACUAUUAUCUGUGUCUUUGGUGCCUUGUUGAUGGUGUUCUAUCGCGGUCCAGUUGUGAUAGGAAAUGAAGAAAUAGUAAUGAAAAGUGCAUCUCAAACUGAGCCAUCUGGAUGGUUAAUUGAUGGUUUGCAACAUAUAGGAUUUGAUCAAUUCAGUCUUGGUGUUAUGUGCUUAAUAGGUAACUGCAUGUGCAUGGGUGCUUAUCUAGCCAUUCAGGCACCGCUAUUGAGAAAGUACCCCACAAAUAUAUCUCUCACAGCAUAUUCCUACUUCUUUGGAACUGUAUUGAUGGUGAUAGUAUCAAUGUUUAUGACUAAUGGGAUUACUGACUGGACUCUAACGGGGUCCGAAAUUCUUGCUGUUAUUUAUUCUGGAGUUCUUGCAUCUGCCCUUGGUUAUGCACUUAUUACAUGGAGCAAUAAGACCUUGGGACCAACCAUGGUUUCCCUAUAUAUCUCCCUUCAACCUGCAUGUGCUACUAUCCUUUCCCUAAUUUUUCUUGGAAGUGCUGUCUACUUGGGAAGUAUCUUGGGAGGAACAUUUAUCAUCGCUGGCCUAUACAUUGUUUCUUGGGGAUCAUACAGAGAAAGACAGACAGAAGCGAAUGAGGGAGUUAUUCCCUAUGAAUUUUGUGUUUCAGAGCCACUGAUUCAGAAAUAGCCAACAUUUUAGAAGUCUGUUACUCCGGGACCCUUCAAUGUUUCUCAUAAGUCAUUGGCUUAAUGAAUUGAAUUAUGCAAUUUUUGUGUAUUUGAUUAUGCUAUGAUUGUAAUAGAAUUGGAUAGCAACACAUUGAUUUUCAUUGUGUAUUGAAAUUAAUUUCUGUAUAUUUGAUUUUAUCUAUGUGAAAUGUCAUAUUAA